Cajanus cajan (pigeon pea) is the source of this 815-nucleotide messenger RNA. NCBI's taxonomy places the organism in Eukaryota, Viridiplantae, Streptophyta, Magnoliopsida, Fabales, Fabaceae. The record is from RefSeq and is a predicted model, not a curated record.
AAUGUUAAUUUGAAAUCAAAGUUAGUUAAGUCUUCCCCUUUGCUUUGUAUUGUCUUUCCAUUGAAUAAAAAGAAAUGUCACCAAGUCUAAGAGGCUCACUUAAACUUCAUAAAUUCUGAAAGUCACAAAUCCCUUGCUUUGGUCGCACCCCUCACUACCUCGAACCUCCGCAUACGACGUCGCACCUCCGCUCCGCUUAGGUCAACAGGAAGCACCAGAAGAGAGGAACACAAGGAAUCGACAUCCAUGGAUUCACAAGGCCAGACGACUUCUUUGCAGAGACUUCAGAAUGUGGAAAAGAGAAUUGUGAAGGUUUUGGAGCUUGCAGGAGGAGUCAUGGAUGAGCUUGCUAGCCCUGUUGGUCCUAGGAAAGAUAUAGUCCAAAGCCACUGCCUUGAGUUCAUGCAAUUAAUCAAGGACAUUCAGGUAGCAUUGCGUGAUGAAAUCAAGAGUGCUUGUGAAUAUCGUCCGUUUGAGAAAUGUGACUAUGGUUCAAGAAUAGCCAACGAGAUUUGUUACAAGAAAGCGGAAUUUAUUAUGUCACAGUUGGAUGCAAUGAAACAAACCAUAGAUGAGUAUCAUGCAGCAGUUUGAAAAUGUAGCUUAGUUCUGUGUAGAAGCCUAGACUACCUCAUUGUAAUUCACUUAUUUGAGAUUGUUACUAGUUGGUAUGUUGUUUUGGAUAGGGAUAUAUUUACCUUUGUAGAGAAAGGAUGAUUAUAUAAAAUAUCAAAUUUUAGUGGGAAUUAUUUUGUUCCUGGUAUCUUAAUAGGGACUUUCAUUUAGUUUAUGGACAUCUGGACAAUACUUAUGUA